AUGGUUGAUGAUCGUACAGCUCAAUUAUAUCAAAAAAUUACACUUAUAUCACUUUGUGCUAAUUAUAAAGGUACAAUCUCGUGUAAUAGUCUUAGCUGCAUAAGUGAUGUACAAAAGCCAUUACAAUCACAAAAACGUAUUCAUCAACGAAAUAGUAACAAUAAUAACAAUAACAAUAAUAAUAAUAAUCACAAUGAUUCGAUAGUUAAAACAAAUCGAAAAUGGCAACAACAAAUAAAAUUUUAUGUUUACGAUUUAAGUCGAGAAAAAUUGAUUAACUUUAUUUGUGAUGCUGAAGAAAAAAGAUUAUUAUUAUUUAACAACUCAUCAGAAAAUAUCUACAAUCAUGGAAUACGAAACGGUGAUAUUCUCGUAUUUUUAAAUGGAAAAAACACUAUCUCAUCACCAUUAGAACAAAUUAAAAAUGAUAUCGCGAUUUUGUAUGCCCACAAAGAAAAGAUUAUUGUUGGUACAUGUCGUUUGCCGUCGGAUAAAUCCUCUCCUAAUACCAUUGCCACAACAGUAUCUUAUCUUGAAUCAUUGAAAUUUGAUGAGUUUUCUAAUCUUGCUACAAAUGAUCUUGGAAACAAGCUCAUAACGAAAACAAAAUCGUCUGGACAACUGGGAGAAUCACGAAAUAUAUUAUCAUUAUUAAAUCCAUUUACAAAAAGGCGACGUUUGUUAACUAUGAAUGGAGAACAAAAAGAUGAUGGAGAUUCGGCAAUUGUUCUCGUUCAAAAAGAUCUCAGUCAAAAUCAAAAAGCAAAAAGAAAUCCCAGUCCAAAUCGAGAUAGUGGAUUCAUUGAGACGGACGGUACAAAUGCAUCACUCUUAACACAGCACAGCGGUAGUUCAAGAUUAAGAAGUAAAACAUCUUUGGAAAAAAGUGAUAGUCGAGAUGAAUUAUUUGAAUCAUUACCACCAUCAUUAAAAAAUGGAAUUUUAAAUUCAAACAAUCAUACUGGUGAUCUACUAACAGCCACUACUCCAGAUACCAUUACAGUCAUGCCAGAAAUUUCUGGACUAAAAUAUUCCGACUUAUUAUCUGAAAAAUAUAGAAAAUCUCGUCGUGAACUUCUAACAACGUCAAUGACGGAUGCUUGUAAUAUUUAUACGUAUCGUUCAAAUCCGGUUCGUCAUCACGAUGAAGCUAUUAUUCUACGUGGACGUGAAAUUGCCUAUGAAGCAGCAAAUGCUUCUUCACAAAUUUUAUAUGAUAAUAAGUCGAUAACAAAUGAAAUUGAACAUAAAUAUCGUUUCCCAAUCGUACAAAGUUAUACAAAAGAUCAGAUACGUGAAUUGUACGGUGAAUUAGAUGAAAAAACUCGACUUUUAAAAAGAAAUCAUUUCACAAAACAAUACCAACAACCACCGAUCGAUGCUUGGGAUGAAAAAUUACUUUUACCUUUUGCAAAUUUAGAUACAUAUUGUGUUAAACGUACAGAUUUUAUACCAAAAGGGAAUUGGGAUAUUGAUCUACCAUGGGAACAAACACUGCCGAAUGGGGAAAGUAAAAUUAUUAAAGGUAAAUUUGAAUGCCCAUUACCAAAACUUCGUCUUGACACAGACAAUAGUAAAAAUCAUGAUUUUUUAACAACUGGGUUAUCAAAUCUCCGGCCAGAUACAUUACAAUCAUUUUCGUCGUCCGAUAAACAAGUAUUGAACAGAAAUAAUAUAAAUAUCUCGUCACCGUAUGAUGAAUUAUCUCUAAAACCAAUUAUUGAAGAAGAUCUCAAUACUAACUCGCCUGUUCAUUCGGUAAAAGGCAACUUCCAAACAUCUCCAGGAUCACCGUUGUAUGAUAAUAGAUGUAUGAAUGUAUUCAAUCCUAAUCCCAUCACCUUCUCUGGAACACCAACAGGAGAACAAAAAAGUUUUGUUCAGAGUAUACAAGAUAAUAACAAAGCAGCAACAACUGAAAUGAAUUCAUCAGAACAAACCGAUGAAAUACACGAUAAACCACAAAAACCAAAAAAGCCCACAUCAAUUGAUUUGUCUCCAACUUCGUCUGAACAAGACUUCAUUAGUAAAAGUAAUUUGACAACACCUGGAUCAUGUGGAAUGUAUUUAGAACCGUACAUGCGUCGAUUAUACAAUAUAGAUGAUCAUUGGCAUCACUCAAAACUGACAAUAAACUCGACGGAUUUUGAAUAUCCGGAAGUUAGAGGAACGAAUCAGACCCCGACUAAUGGAUCUGCGCGCCUACCGUCAACCGAAUUUGAUGUCUCUUCAUAUGGAAGCAUAACGCCAACAAACGGUAAAAAGACGCCUACAACAACUCAAACCGAAUUUCACAGUAUAUUGGACUUAGAAACAACAUCAUCAAAUGGAGAAAUGUCGUAUCAUACAGCUGGGAGCAAUGAUAGUAGAAAACAAUUAGUAAGAAAAGAUAAUGAUGUUCGCAUACAAAAAGAAAAUGAACAUUUACAUUCAACAACGUCAUUUACUAAUGAUCCAAGUGACAAUACGUCAAAACAAUUUAAAUUCGAUGUAUAUGAAUCAUUCACUUCGCCCGAUGAUAGUUAUUAUGAUGCAUUAGCAUCUCCGAUUAUGAUUGAAAUAGACUCUAUAUCACCAAUGACGAACAAUUUGAGUUCAUUAAUUCACCAGAUAAAUGAAAUAAAUCGAAGUGAACACGUUAAUACUCAAAAUAUUUAUGAUAUUGUAAAAUCGAUAUUAGAAAAAUCUGAUAGUGAACCAAGUGAACCCAAGGAAUUAGUAUCGAUAAGUAACAAUGAACAGUAUACAACAGCCACAACGCCAACUGAGAAAGAUUCAUUAUGUACACAAUCUCAAACGGAUAAUUUAUAUAAAAUUAUUUUAGAAAUAGAUGAUCUCGUAAUUUUACCACCGACAAGGCCACCACCCGACGGAUCAGAAAGAAAAUCACCAGAUAAAUAUAGUAGUCCUGAAUCGGAGGAUGAAAUAAUCGAGUGGAAACAACAGGAUACACCUAGUGUUAAUAAUUUAGCGACCAUCAUUCAAAGCAUAAGACAUUCAACAAAGACAGAUAAUAUACAAAAUUUAAAAAAAAUAGUCGGUCAAGCUUUAAGUUAUGAUCAUCAAUCGGACACAGUGUUCGAUUCAACAGAUAUUGCUUCACCUAUUGAAGAACUGACUACACCGGACGUAUUUGAAUCUAAACCAUCUGGCUGUAUGGAUGGUUUACUUUUUGUCUACGAUGAUCUUGUAACGCCAACAGAAGAGAUUGCGGAUAUUGUGCCCAGUAUAUAUGAGAAAGAUACAAAUGUUGAAACACAAAAUUUAACUGCAAUAGUUAGUUCCGUCACGGCAUUGACUCAAAGACCACCAACAUCAUCUGGUAUCAAUGAUUUACUUCUAGUGUACGACGACGAUGAUAUUAGUCCCGCAGAAGAGAAACAACUGAUCGAUUUUCCUUUAGAUUCGAAUAAUGUGAAUAACCUAGUAAAAACUGUCGAGCUUAUUUUUAAACAUUCCAUACAAAAUGAUGCUGUAGAAUCAGAUCAUGAUCAAUAUAAGGAUUUUAUGGAAAUAGUCGAUCAAGUUCCACAUACAAACUUGUUAAAUAUAGUUAAUGAAAUCAUUAAGCACCAUAAAACUACAUCAAGUCUAAUCAGAAAAACAACAUGGACAAAAUCGUCUUCGUUAACUGAUGCACAACAACCACAACAUGUAGUUGAACAAGAAUCAAUAGUAGAAAAUCUAAAAUCAAUUAUUAAUGAACAUAAUAUUGCACAAGAACAAUCGUCGUUACAAGACAAACAAAUUCCGGUCAGUCAUCUAUCACAAAUUGUUGGCGAUACAUUUCUAAUUAGUUCAAAAUAUUCGUAUCCAAAAGUAUUCGGUAUAAUAAAAGACAAUAAUGAUAUUCAACAGUCUCAAGAACAAUCUCAAGAAACUAGUUCUACAUCAUCGUUAAAUAAUAAUCGUGAAUAUUCCGAAAAUAUACAACCAUCAGUUUUAACCAUUAAUAUUACGCAAAAACCUCUUACUCAACGUUUGAUCGAUGAAAAUAUCCCUGAAGAAUUGUAUGAAGAAUAUGGUUAUCGUCGCAUAACGAGAGAUCCCGAGACAAACAGUGUCGUAGAAAAGCUUGAAGAAUGCAUGCGUCGUUACAAAAACACUAUUAACGAUUAUCAAACUGCAAGUGAAAGUGUUGAUAGUCAACUAAAUGAUAUUUCAGAACGAUUAAAAUCAGAAUUAUACGACAGUAAACAUGAGUUUGAUGAGACACUGCCAUUUGAUCGAGUAUCAUCAUCAAUCUAUAGUGACAGUGAAAUGAGAGAUACAUCUGGUCGAUCUUCUGCAGAAAUGCAAGCACCACCGAGCAGACCGACAUCAAGUUCCCACGAAACACUAGAUUCGCCAAUCCAAAUUCGAAUUACUGAUAUGCAGAAUAUGCCACAAAUGCAUACAUUUUCAACAACAUUCGAUACUGUUUCGAAUAUCGAACAAGUGCCUGUACAUCGAAACUAUAUUUCAAGUUAUCCGCCUUUAUCUCAAACAAACGAACGUAAAGAAUACUACACCACUGAUAAUUCAUUGGUACCAAAAAUGGGUCAACUCUCGGAUGCUGCUGUCGGAUACAUAUCGGCGAUGCAACCGAGACAAGUUAUUAUCACACGAUCAGUUAAAAAUUUAGGUGGUGGAAAUCGAAAUGUUCCAUCAAAAAUGAGUGUAUUACAAUUCCUAAUAAGUAGUGCUGUACCACUACGUGGCGGAUUAAGUUCAAUGAGUAUGCAUGAUGGUGAUCGCUUAGGAUUGAUCCCGUUUACAAGUCAACGCGUCAAAGAAAAACAUUUAGAUAAUAUUCGAAAUAAAAAAGGAAUUGGUAUGCAACGUAUACGAGAAAUUAUCUUACAUGAGAAAAAAGAAGUGAAUGAUACGUUAAAGAAAAUGGAUGAUGACAUUCGUACAGAUGUUGCCAAUUUGGUAUCAAAAAUAGCUAAUGAAGCAACACAAAAACAAUUAUUAUUGGCUGAAAAAACUGUACUAGAACAAGAAUUGAAAGCACUGGAUACUGCGCAUAAGUCUGAUGUUGAUCAACUGCGUUCAAAAGUGGAUUCGGCACCAUUUUUUGAAUCCGAAUUAUCACAAGCGAUGCGUGAAAUACAAAAACAAUUUGAAAGUGGAGAUCAGCUAGGCUUGAGACAUUUUGCCGAAGAAGCGGAAAAAAUAAUAAAUCGUGGAAGAUCGCUAUUAGAUAGUCUCAAUUUAAGAUUAAUGAAAUCUCGUGGUAAUGAACAAAUUUUAUUUAAUAAUUAUAAUUCAAAAAUGUCACAUUACGAUGAAAUGAGUUCAGCUUCCUACAGUUCCUAUAAAUCACAGAUAGCUCCACGAUCAACCAAUGUUCAACGCCGUGCAGCAGGACCAGGAGGAAUCAUGACGCGAAUGUAUCAGUCAUAUUCUUCAAGUGGUGGAUUUGGUGGUGGUAGUAUCGGUGCUGGAAUGGGCGGUUUGGCAAGUAUUGCAGGUUUAGGAAAUUUUGCCGGUAUUCCAUUACGUCCAAAUCGUGGUACAUCAGCUUUGGUUGCUGUCAAUGAAACACGUGAACGUGAAAAACGAGAAUUAUGUCAAUUGAAUGAUAAAUUUGCUCAAUACGUUGAAAAAGUACGAUUUUUAGAAGCACAAAAUCGUAAAUUACAAUUAGAAUUAGAAGCUUUACAAAAUAAAUCUGGUCAAGGUUCAUCAAAAAUAAAAGAAAUGUAUGAAGUCGAAAUGAGUGAAGCAAAAAAAUUAAUCGAUGAUACAACACGUGACAGAGCUGCGGCCGAAGUAAAAGCACGAGAAGCUGAAAAAGAAGCGGGACGAUAUCGUAAACGUUAUGAAGAAAUUUUAAACUCAAGAGAGGCUGACCGCGGAGCGAUCGAUCGUUUACAACAAACCAUCGCCGAAAAUGAAGCACAAAUCAACUUAUUUCGUCGACGACUUGGUGAUCUUGAAGAUGAAGCAAGACGUUAUAAAGCAGAAACUCAACGUUUAACAUCGGAAAUAGCUCGUCUACAAAAUGAAAUUCAAAAUGAAACAUUUGUUAAAUCAUCAUUGGAUACAGAAAAAAUGGCAUUGGAAGACGAGUUAGCAAUGUUAAAACAAAUGCGACAAAUUCUUUGUACGUCUUCUGGGAAAAUGAUUAGACGUGUCAGUUUAUUACAUGAUCGUAUUGAACGAAUAUUUGAAUGA
Didymodactylos carnosus is the source of this 6162-nucleotide messenger RNA. Lineage: Eukaryota; Metazoa; Rotifera; Eurotatoria; Philodinida; Philodinidae. The record is from the annotation of a GenBank genome assembly.